CCCGGCUGCCCGGGUGCGCGGCCCCGGCGGCUCGACCUCCCUGCCCCUCCGCCCCCGAUGAGGUUGUUCAGGCGGCGGCCGCGGUCCCCGGCGUUGGUGCUGCUGCUCCUGCGGCCGCUGCUCGCUUCCUCCGGAGCCUCGGUACCCGGCUCGCAGCCCCGAGCCAUGAACGCGGGCGGCGGCGCGCGGGGCUGCUGUCCCCGCUUGCUGCGCUCCACCGUGCCGGGCUCCGACCCGCAGCGCUGCAACGAGCUGCUGCUGCUGGCGGCCUGGGACGGGGCGGCCCUGGAGCCGCGGCACCACGUCCUCUACUUCCCCGGGGAUGUGCAGAAUUACCAUGAGGUCAUGACUCGUCAUCCUGAGAAUUAUCAGUGGGAAAACUGGAGUCUAGAAAAUACCGCCGCCAUCCUGGCCCGUCGUUUCCCCGACAGCUUCAUCUGGGUGGUCAAGUGCUCGCGGAUGCACCUGCACAAAUUCAGUUGCUAUGACAACUUCGUGAAAAGCAACAUGUUUGGCGCACCUGAGCACGACCCGGACUUCGGAGCCUUUAAGCACCUGUAUAUGUUAUUAGUUAACGCUUUCAGCUUAACUCAGAACGGCUCGCUGUCCAAGACGAGGAGUGUUUGGAAUAAGGACUGUAAAGCAGUUAACUGUGAGUCUAAUCCUUCUACUCCUCGUAAUGGUGGCCACGAGGAGAACGAGAGGACCUGUGGAAGCGCUGACGAGGCCGCUGUGAAUUUCGCUCCACUGUCACUGAAUGGCGCCUCGUUCACUUUGGUUGGAUUCAGUAAAGGCUGCGUAGUUUUGAAUCAGUUGCUGUUUGAGUUGAAGGAAGCCAAGAAAGACAAGAACAUAGACACUUUCAUCAAAAGUAUAAGAACAAUGUAUUGGCUGGAUGGUGGUCAUUCUGGGGGAAGCGACACUUGGGUCACAUACCCAGAAGUCUUGAAGGAAUUUGCUCAAACAGGGAUUACUGUCCACACCCAUGUGACACCGUAUCAGGUACAGGAUCCAAUGAGGUCCUGGAUUGGCAAGGAGCACAGGAAAUUUGUUCAGAUCCUUGGGGAUUUGGGCGUGCAGGUGACUAGCCAAAUUCAUUUCGCAAAGGAAACUCCCUCCAUAGAGAAUCACUUCAGGGUUCAUGAAGUGUUCUGAGACCUAGCAUGCUUCCUCAGCGGGAAAACUGCGUCCUUGGUCAUGAUUACAGAUGACGCAAUGUCAGGGUAGUUAGACGCUUUGUCAGCGCAUGGGCUAAGAAGAUGCACAUUCCAGAACUCUUGAGUGUCAUACACAGUAGGACUCCUUGCUUGUACAUGUGGGCAGCUUUAACUUUGGAUUGGAUCAGAAUUAAUUUGAAGUCCAGAAGGGUCGUGUGUGAUAAUUGUAUGUCCUUUGAAAAUGGGAGAAACUUGGUGUUGGUCUUUAAAGGUGCCCGUGUUUGUGUUGAGAACAGCUGAUCUUUAAAGGUGACCGUGUUUGUGUUGAGAACAGCUGAUCUUUAAAGGUGACCGUGUUUGUGUUGAGAACAGCUGAUCUUUUGCGACCUCUUCCCCACUAACAUUGGCAAUAACAGCAGUUCAGCUGUUGACCACAGACAUUUCAUUCUUUCUCUGUCCAAGGGUCCUGGGGAAGACUUGCACCCUACAUCCUCCCUCCCGGGAAAGUUUUGUGAGCCCCUGAACUCAUUCUCAGUUCUCCCAAGUGUUUGGUUUUUUUUGUUUUUGUUUUUUGUUUUCUAAAGUUAAAAUAUAUUUAUUCCUGCAUAUCCAAGAUCAUAGAGUUGUACAGUUGGUUUUUAAAACAUAGUAGACUAAGCACUGUAACUUAAUUCUUAAUUGACAGUUUUUAAUUAUGUUAGUUUGCUGUCAUAAGGAGACAGAUUCCACAGACCUAAAUCAGUGUUUCUUCAGAAGCAUGGUUUUGUCUGCCAAGAGAAAAUAGCUUUCUUUGGCCAAAUGUAAAAUUACAUUGAGAUAAGAAAGGUUACAAAGGAAAGUUUGAAGACACAAAUAAUUUAAAUUUUGGCCCAGAAACUGAAUUUGCUUAACACUGCUGCAUAAUUUGGGUGACGCUUCCUUCUGCCCAUUUUUCUUUACUAGAUAAAUGCAUUUUGGAAAAAAAAAAACCAAAAUCUAACGAAUUUCAAGUAAUACUGGAACAAAGCUGUGUGACUAUUGAAAGUGGCACUUUUUAUUUAUGAAUAAAUUUGGUUUUUUCAUGACCUCUAAAGUUUUAGCCAAAUAGGGAAAUAACACGCUGUUUUGGGAUGGAAAAGAAAAUGUAUUCUAAAGCGCAGUGUUAAUAUACAACAUGUCAAUUUCUCGAUCUCUCCCAGAAUUACAAUCACUCUAUAUUUCCAGUAUUCACUCACGCCAGAUGUUUGAAAUGAAUGUAGUUCUGUCGACUACAGAUGAGUAGCUGUCUAUUGUUUCACUUUGAAUAUCUUUUGAUAUAGCACUUCCCAUAGUAGACCAAGUCACCUGGUUCUACCUUAUUGUGCAUUUCCUUAACUUAGAGCCCUAUGAUUGGGUGACUACAUUCAACUUGUUUAACCAUCAUCAAAGGUGCCACUCACUGUAGAACAGCUGAGUUCGAAUGGUCAUAUGGAGGGAAGGCUUGUCUCGGUCCUUCAGUCUCCACUCAUGGGAGUAUUCUGUUGUUGCGGUAAGUGGACAUUGAUCCGAGGGACACCUAAAACUGCCAUGGCCUCUGGAGACGGUGUUGAGUAACACGAGUGCUUUGGAGUGGAAAUGGUUGUUUGUCCCCACACGGGCAUUUCUGUGUAAAACUACAAAUUCGUCCUCUUCCACAUCUGUUUCAACACUGUAUGCGUUAAAUCUGUUACUGUCAACGUGGGUCCUACUUGACUGUGCCUUUGUAAAGUCACCGAGAGAAGCGGUCCUAGAGAUGUGAACUUUGUUCCCACCACAGCAUGGAUGUAAACCUGUAUUAAAAAUGGUAACCCACAGAAAGGUCGUUUGGAUGUGUUUGUCCACCUUGCUACUGUGUCUGCUUCGACUUUCCUGUCUUUUCCAGGCAAACAGCUGUCCUUCCACUGAGUACACCCGUCAGCUGCUCCGUAACUGUCCGUAGGACACUAGAGGAACUCCUAAAACCUCUCCCUUUUCUUUGCUGCUCAUCUUAGCUAUCUAUGCUCCUUUAUCCCCAUAAAAGACUGUUAGAAUAUAGUGUGGUUCACUUCAUUUCUGCAGUAUCCAAGCACCCGCCUAGUCUAAGGAGAAUCUAAGCCACAAGGAUCUAACAAGUCCCAACAACAUGUUAGCGGUGAGACAACACAACAGACCAACAUUUAGGAAGGAACAUCUUAUACAAAGUAUCCCGUUUGAAGUCCUCUUAGAGGAAGGUGAAUUAAGAAACAAGGGGUAAUGAUCUCAUGGGUGACUCACACUGCUGUAACUGAAGUGGACUUUGCAGUUCUCAGUGAUGGAGACAGUGUCUCCUGGAUGUUUCCAGUGAUGACUUCCGCGUUUGAAGCAAGGUUAACACCAGAGUGCCAGCCUGUAAUUCCUCUUGACCCACCUGUCAACCAACACCGGAGGAAGGAGUCACCACAGCCCACCUUUCACCUCCCCGAACGACCUACCCUACUCCACACCUAAGAUUUAACGUCAGCUUUUUGUAGGUAAGUAGAUGUUCACAUAACUGCUAUAAAAGGGUAAAAGAAACCUAGCCUUGUGGACUGUCUCUUGGUAUUUCAUGUAUUUUGAAAUUAUGGAAUACCUGCUCUUAAUGUCCUAGGCCAAGACAAAUACUGAGUCAUGCAAAGCUAACAGUGUUUUGAAAUGUCUUUGAACACGACGUACCAAGUCACAGGUGUGUCUCCCACGGCCACUCGGCCUCAUCUCAGCAGCUGCUGUCACUAGGUUGGCUGUGUACCUAGCAGAGCUAAUUCUAUGUAAAUGUUUACAGAGCACACGCAGUACA
Molecule: messenger RNA, 3945 nt
Organism: Chionomys nivalis (European snow vole)
Lineage: Eukaryota; Metazoa; Chordata; Mammalia; Rodentia; Cricetidae
Gene: C26H2orf69
Product: chromosome 26 C2orf69 homolog
Exons: 2
Coding region: 58-1155 (365 amino acids)
Cellular component (GO): mitochondrion
Source: RefSeq, a predicted model, not a curated record